AUGACAACAGCGGCGCCCAUGUGCAGCCCUGCCUGCAGCAAGGUCGCUCAUGGGCACCAGUACGUCACGGCGUGCUUCAUGCACGUGCGCCUUCACUCGCAGGCAGAGGCCUCCCUGCUCGCCACCAAGGGCCGCGUCACACCGGAGCGCUGCGACCCCCAGCCGCGCGCCCCCGAUCAGCUUGACGCUUUUCUGGCCCGCUGCAUUGCAGAGGAGAGCAGCCGCAGCGGCAGUGCCGGGGGCGGCGAGCGCAGUGACCGUGAUGGCGAUGGAGUCGGCGGCAGCGGCCGCAACGAAGAUUGCGGCGCGGACGCCGCAGCCCUGUUUUCGGCGAUGCAGCUGUGCCUGGCCGCCGCCGACCGCGCCGCGCCUGCCGCGCGCCGCCGCGCCGCCCACGCGCGCGCCGUCGAGGCCGGGAAGCUGCGUCUCGAGGCGGCGCGGUGGCGGGGCCGCCUCGCUGACCUGGAGCUGCGGCUGACGCAUGCUGCAAACGAAAACGAUGCGCUGUGGCACGAGCUCGAAGAUACUGUGGCCGCGCGCAGCCUGCAGCUCGGCCUUAACGAGGCUGAGGAGGCCGCCACGCGCGCCAGGCUGCUGCGCUGGCGGGAGCUGUGCGGUCAGCUGCUGCGGGAGGAGCUGGCGCUGGAGCGGCGGCUGCGGGCCGGGCUGGCGGCGCUGAGGCGCGGCCGCGGGCCGCUCCCCUCACGUAUCGCCGCGGCCUUCGCUCAGCCUUGGGGCUGCGGCGGGCUGGCGCAGCGGCGUGGGCUGCCGGGGUGGCAAGGGGCAGGCGGCGGGGACGACGUGGAAUCUCAAGUGCCGCCCAAGAGGCCUCAUAUGAAGCAGAGGCCAGAGCCAGAGCUAGAGCCGGACCCGUUUGGUCCCGGGGUGCUGUUCCCCAUGAUCGGACCCCCUACGGUCCCCGGUGAGCGCGCGCGCUCGUCCGAGCAGCUGCCCUCCAGCGAGGCGGCCGCGGCCGCCAUCGCGGCCCCGGACGCCGCCGACGGCGCCGCCGUUGCAGCCGAGGGCGCGGCGCCCGGCCCCUGCUCGGAGCGCGACGCAGAAGCCGCCGAGGCCGCCACCGACGCAGGCGCGCUCGUGGCCGGCUUCCUCCGAUUUUGUGAGGACGACAAGCAGGGCUGCGCGGCGCCGCUGCGGGCGCUGGCCGCCGCAUUUCCACGCCGCCUGGACGGCGCCGCGCGGCGCGCGGCGGCGGAGGAGGCGCGGGCGGCGCACGAGGCGGACAGGGCCGUGAUCCAUGCGCACCAGGAGACGGCCAGGUGGUUGGGGAUGGCGAUGCACCUGGAGAGCCUCCGGGCGUCCCACGAGUUUGAUACCCGGCAGCGGCGGUACUAUAUUCGCCAGGAGCGGCGCAAGGCGGCGGAGGAACAGGCGUGGCACAGGGGCGUGAUGGCGAGGCUGGCGGAAGGCGGGGAGGCGGAGUGGGGGGCGUUUGGGCGCGAGCUGGCGGGAGUGCAGGAGCGGCAGGAUGACCUGCUGGGGCAGAUUUGGGGUGUGAUGACUGGGUAG
Monoraphidium neglectum is the source of this 1527-nucleotide messenger RNA. RefSeq lists its product as hypothetical. Lineage: Eukaryota; Viridiplantae; Chlorophyta; Chlorophyceae; Sphaeropleales; Selenastraceae. The transcript has 2 exons. The record is from RefSeq and is a predicted model, not a curated record. The coding region runs from base 1 to 1527 and encodes 508 amino acids.